GUAAUCUGUACCUGUCAUUGUUUUACGAAAGUGAAUAAUUUGUUAAAAAUAAUAUUGUAAUUAGCAUAAAUCGACUUCCAUGCAGCUGAGGAAAUGUCGUCGGUGAAAUCAGACUGUUUGAAAGAUACGGUGACAGUGUUAAUUAACGCUAUAGGCGACAGCGAUAACACUGUAAACAACGUUGUAAUUAAAUCCCUGACCAAGAUAGCCAAUGUGCAUCCAAAUGAAGUGAUCGAAAUAUUUUGCGAGUUCUACCGGAACACGGUCAAAUCUAACGUGACGCAGCUGGGCAAUAUUGUAAAAGUCUUAGAACAGACAUGUGUGAAUCAAGUGAAGAAGUUAGAUCAGAAGGUAGCAGGGGAGCUGGUAAAUGCAAUGCUGCGUGCAAUGACAGAGAAUCCAUCCUACGAACCCAUUGUACAGAUGGGUGCUUCAGCUGUACUUGUUGCUAUAAGCCAUGAGUACCUGGAUCUGGUACUUCGCUCGCUCAUCAAUCAAAUGACUCCAGCGUCGUUGCCGCACUAUACUAUCGCACACACGCUGGGUACAUUAUCCGCGGUCAACACUCACGCAGUGGUGCCACACGUCAAGGAGAUCCUGUGCAAAAUGCUACCAUUGCUUCCACUUGUCAAACCAGAUGGAGUAAAACAAGCGUUUGCUUAUGCAUUUGGUCAUUUCGCAGUCGCAGUAUCUGAACAAAUAGGCGACAACGUUGAAAAUGAUAACAUAACGUCAAUUAAGGAAAAUUUUGUAACGGAAUUUUCAAUAGUCUUCGACGUGCUAUACAACCAAUGGCUACCCUCGCAUGAAGCUAAAGUAUCAGAAUCAGUACUUGAAGCGUUAGGUCCUAUUACCAGACUUAUACCAGAAAGACAAUUUAACGAGACAGUAAAUAAGUUUGUAUUAUCACUACUAUCAUUAUAUCGCAAGCCAAUAAUAAAUUUCUACUGCAUUAGUCAGUGCAUAUCCUACCUUCUGUCACCUUCGCCUCUAAAUCCGAAGCUUACACUAAACGAAAGUGUCAUAAAUGCAAUCAAUAGUGUAAUGUUUAAUCUAGUUCUUUUGGAGCCAGAUUACGACCAACCGCACACUGUUAAAAAUCAUUUUGAGGUUCUACGAUGUUUUGACCAUAUGGCAGGACAGUUCCCAGAUCAAACAGUUGAGAAUUUGCUACACCACUGCAAAAACAAUCAAGAGAAAGAAAGAAUGAAGGCUGUAAUAAUCUUGACCCAUUUAACAACAUCAUCUCAGACGUUUAUUGAAAAUUUUGCUCCAAAAUUCGUAUCCAUUUUGAAGGUAAUGACAACAAUGGAGCAAGGUAUCAAAAUGAAAAAGCUCCUAGUUAAAGCUAUAGUCGGCCUUGUUUAUAGAAAUUGUAUUAUGGCUCCAGAAGAUUUUUCCAUGGUGGAGUUUAUAAUAAAACAUUGCAGUUACGAAGGACCGCCGAAUGUAUCUAAAGCCGAAAUCAUGGACUUGCACGACACUUGUAAAAGUUCACUUAUUCUGAUGUGCAAUACAGUUACAAGUGUACGGACUCAAUUAAGGAACUUGUUACUAACUGCUCUAACUGUAGAUGACUUCACUAAUUCCAUGUCCACAGUGUGUCACUGUUUAACUUCUUUAUUGCAAAAUAAUUCAGAUGUUAUCGCCGAUGAACAGUCUGAUAAGGCAAAUGACUUCCAAUGCUCGCCAGAUUUAGUUUUCAUCCGAUGUUUAACCUAUAUAGUCGAUCCCGACCAGCCUGAUAUCAACAAAAAUUUGCUCAUAUUUCUGGAAGAAUUUUCUGGUGAUGUGCAUAAGAAUUUGAAAAAUUCUUGGACCAUAGAAAUUCAGAGAUUGUUGAAAUUCGUAGAGAAGAAUGAAUCGAAAGAGCAGUGGCAUGGAAUGCUUUUGGAUCUUUUAGUUUCCGCUGUAGAACAGGUCAACAGCAAUAAAUGGGUGGAAACGAUAUCAACAUUGAUAUCUCAACAAGUUCUCACCAAAAAACAGCCACCUAUGAUAAAAGGAGUAUCUUUGCAAUAUUUAGCAAUUCUGUCCUGCCACAUGACUAAUGCAGCAAUCAUUGAAUCCGUUCUCAAGAUUAUAUUAUUCGCUCUCAAAUCAAUUCCAAUGGAAAGUGUCGAUUAUGUUAGUAAAGCUGUAGGUAUUGCAUCGAGAGAGCAUGGCGAAUUUGUCUUGAAUGAGAUCGAUGCAACUUAUAAAGAAAAUGAAGGAAGACGUGGAAAUAAGUUGCUUAACUUUUUAUCAUCUAGAUCAUCAAAAACAGAAGCCGAAUUGGGUGUUGUUAAGUACGCAGUUAUAACCUGUUAUGGAAAAGUAGCACGUGACUGUCUUGAUGUACACGUUCUUGCUAGAUUAGGAGACAAUGUUACAUCGAUUCUUUUCGAAAUACUGAAAACAAAUCCACCUUUUGACUUGUGCAAGGCUAGCGUCACAACACUUUACGAGAUUGGUAAAGCGUUAUACCCAGCUUCGCAUCACAAUGUGACUUUGAGAAACCGUUGGCAAUUACUGAAUGCAGUUUUAGAACAGAUAUAUAAUAAUAACCUUGAAAAACGCAAUGUUGAAUUGUAUCCAAUUAUAGUUAAAGCUUCAAAAGCAUUAACGAAACUACAAAAGGGGAUAUUGCCUGAAGAAAGAAAUACGAUAUUAAGAGUUCUGUUUAAUAGUAUAUUCGGUGAACUUUCAUCUUUCAAAAGAAAAUACGAAAUCGAGCGAAAUGAAUAUAAGAACGAUUUACUAGCUAAGACACUAAAUGACUCUUUGAGCCUCUUGCACGAAUUAAUAAGGGAGUUAAUUAUCCAAUCGACCUGUUUAAGUACGAUAGACGAUAUAGUGACUUUGUUAUUCGAAUGGAUUCGUCACGAGAACGACGAGAUUCGGACAGCUGCCAUGUUAAUCGUGCAAGUGGUAUUUGACGCUUAUAUGAAGAAUGUGAAAUUAAAUUACGAAACACCAAGUAAAUUUGGUCAAAUGGGAUAUCUGCUUGGAGUUUUCGCCCCUGGAGUUGCUGAUACAAACUUUCCUGUACGAUUAAGCACUGUCGAUUGUAUCAAACUGAUUAUUCAAAUACAAGACUUGUACGAAGGUCAUACUAUAGAACCUGAUGAUGAAUGUAUGGCAAAUCUAUCCCAUUUGCAGAACAAUAUACUAACCAAUGAUUUGAACAUGAUAAGUGAUUAUUGUACGAAAUUGUGUGAUACAAUUUCGCCGAAAAUACCUCAUUUGCACACUAUGCAGUUUAUCGAAAGUUUGUUACAAGGUUAUGACAACCAGGAAUUCAGAAGUGUUGGGAUCAGUUCGCUUCUAGAUGCCUUCAUCGUAAAGAAAGGGCAGGAUCUGUUUCAGAGUAUAGAGAGAAUUGUGGAAGUGUUGUUGCUGACGAUGGAUGAAGUUAAUGAUGAAGCUCGUGUUCGGCUCAUGAGGCCUCUGACGUCACUCACGAGGCAUCACUCUAAUGCUGUCACUGCUGUUUUAUUAGCGCAGAAGAUUCCUUUGAGGCCAUGUGUCUUAGCCAGUUGGCGAUACUUAGCUCGUGAUGAGAGCCUUUCAUCGGCUAUACUCGAUAACUUCCUACGACUGAUGACAUCCAUUGAAUUAUACGAGGACCCGUACCACAUCACGGAAAACCACAUAGCGGCGUUACAGCCUUUAACUCUAAUCAGUGCAUUAGGAGAAAUGCUGCAAGAGGAAACGAUGCGAACAAUAUGUCUGGCCAAGUUCGCGGAUCUAUUCGCUGUACUAUACACGACUGUCGCGUGCUACAUAGAAGCCGAGGCUCCGGCUUACUCCGUGCCCUCGAACAAGGGGCAGGAGAGAUUCGGCUUCAUUCCUAACCGCGAGGCGUUUAAAUUGUCGCCGGCGAAAAUAACUAUUAACACUUUCAAUUCGUUUUUGGAAAGGGCUGAUUGUUACAAGGUGAAAGAAGCGUGUUCAUUAUGUCUGACGAUAGAACACGGGGACUGUUCGGCCACACUGCUAGAGUUGGCGCCAAUAUUGGGCGGAGCUCUAUCACGUUCAUGUCCAGGACAGUUGGCAAAGCUUGUGGGACGAUUGGGCCAAUACUCACGCUCUGCUCUGCCGCCACAAAGAUGUGCUUCCCUUGCAUUAUUGGCGGACUUACUAAAUUAUAGGUGCAAUGAUAAUCCAGUCCUUGUAGAAUCGGUAUUAGCUACCCUUAAUACUGGUUGGAAGGACGAAGAUCCACGCGUGAGGGCGGCCUGUCUUCGAGGCGCGGCCAACGUUGGUCAGCUGAAGGACCAACACCGCGCCCAAGCCUUGCCAGCCGCGUUGGCUGCGCUUAGCCAAGGAAUCGAUGCUCAGAAAACUCAGUCACCAAUAGACAACGUGCCUCUAGCUGCAAUCCACGGACUAAGCCGCCUACUCACUGAGACAGAUAAAAUAGAUAAAGAAUUCGAUCGCGAACUCGUGUCGAUCUCACAAAAGAUACGUCCAUUCAUGAACACCGAUUGUGCGCUACUGAGAGAGAAUUCUAUAAGGCUUUUUGGUAUCAUAGUCGGGAUGGUCAAGUCUGAUGCCUUGGUCGAGCAGGCUGUUGGAUCCCUGCCUUGUUUUUUGCUGCACUUGUGCGAUAACAGUUCCGCUGUUGUUAGGGCCUCCAAGUUCACUCUCCGCCGCGUUUUCAAAACGUUCAACGUUAAAAAGUCGAAUGAUUUCGUCCAAACUCAUCUCGUGGACGAAGGCCGGCUAUAUCUGGACGAGUUCCUCUGGGCGUUGAUACGUCAGCUGGCGGACGAGAUGCCAAGUUGCGUGGUGAAGUGUUUGCACAGCGCCGUUAACUACCUGCAUUGUGCGAGGGACGAGAUCAAACCGCACGCCGCUUUACUGUUGGGUGUUCUAUACUCAGAACUUUACCGUAUAAGAGAAAAAUAUCCCGAAGACACCGAACUGGACCCCGACAUAACUCGCAGUGCGCGCACACGUCUCCUAACGCUCAUCAAAGAGCCGAGCGCACAAGUGCGUCAAAACGCAGCGAUGGCUCUCGCGAACAUAUGUCUUGUGUCCGCGAUGGACGGAUGACCGGGACGGAAUACGAUGAGGAUGAUUGCUAUGGACGACGGCAGCUACCUUGUCCGGAUCACCAAAAGGGACCUGGCUCAAAUUAACCGACUGAGGAAACUAAAAAACUUUUAAUCCGAUCCUUAGUGUCCGUAUAACCAAAAGGGAUCUGACUUUAAUAAACCUUUUAAGGAAACAAAAGAAUUUACGUCUUAUGACAAAUCGAAAAGUUUUAAUCUUUACUUAUGUACAAUUAAAGUCAAAAGUUGGUGAGUAAAACUUAACAAUUAUUACCCGCAACCGUGAGUUUUGACGAUUUGUUAUAUUCGAUAAUGGUUUUUUUAUGACGUAAGUGUCUACCAUGCGGAAUGCAUUCGAAUAGCUAGGUCUAAAUGAGAAAUCGAAAAGUUGAAAAGUUUUUAAUGAAAUUGAUGAGUUAUUUUUCCAAUUUUGGACGAUUUGUUAAAUUCGAUAAUGUUUAUUUUUUUAUGACGUAAGUGUCUACACACACAGACUGCAUAAUAAUUGCUAUAGCGAUCCGCUUAUCUAUCCUUUCAAUACAGUUGCAGUGACCUUAAAAUAAGAUAUACUUGUUCGCAAUUGAGGAAUCGUUUUCGAGUUUAAAAACACUUGAACAUCCAAAUAAAAUGUAUUUUAUCUGCAUAGAAUUAAAGCUCAAAUUUGAAUGGAAUUCUUUAACUUAAUUUUCGACACAACUGGAUACACAGGUUUUACGACUCUAUAACGAGUAUAGCUAAGUCCAUUUUAGUUUGACAAAACCACUCUUCCAUUGCGAGCGUUUCAACUGCAUAACAAAAUGCAGCUAUCGUACAGUCGAUAGAACUGCACGCUGACGUGCGGACUUAGUCGGUUUGCAUUUUUGAUGCAGUUAUGCCAACCGCACAAAAACUGCAACCAAACUGCAAAUUUGCAGUUGGCGUGCAGUUAUAAUGCAGUCAGAGUCAGAAGGCAUGUAAUUAUGUAUACAUGCAAAGUAUGUAAUAGGUAGAUUGUAGUUUUAUGUGACCUAAAAGGAGUAACAUUCCAUUGUAAAGUCGCAGUGAAAAUCGAUUCUUAUGUCAUAGUAUAGACUACGAUUGUUAAAAUCUUAUAUUGUUUUGAUGUUUGUUUUUCAGAAAAUUAAAGCGAUUGAUGAUGGAAUUUAAUUUUUUUUUCAAUUUAUUCUGUAUUAUUGUUGAAAUUAUUUGAUAUGAAAUUAUGAAUGUAAAUCCAAAUAUGUUGGCUCAUUACUUAUCUUGGUAUUAUAUUGACCAAUUUAUUAUAUUUUUAUUUAAUAUAAUUCGUCAUUUAGUUAAGUUUUCAAAAAUUAUUAAACUUUGACUGUGGAAUAAAUUUGACAUUUGCUGUAUGUGAUAUCUGUCUAAUAUAUGCUAUAGUUAGAUUAUCUAGCGAUUGAAAAGUCCCCAGAAAAUGUAUUUACUAAACAUUAACUAUAAUUCAUUUAUAUCUCGAUAUUGUAAAGACGUCAAUACACCAGCGUUAGGCAUGUAUUUUAUUUAGUUUUUAUAAUAAACUAGCUGUCACGGCGAACUUCGUACCGCGAAUCUUUCUUUUGAUGAAUGUAAUAUUUUAAUACUCACUAGCUGACCCCUGCAACUUCGUCUGCACCAAAUCGGUUAUUACCGGAAAACACGAAUAAAAUGACAUUUUUUAAAAAUGAAUCCUAGCUCUAGAUCUAUCACCCCCGAAACCCCCGUGUACUAAAUUUCAUGAAAAUCGUUGGAGCCGAUUCAGAGAUUCCAAUUAUAUAUAUAUAUAUAAUAAUUGCUCGUUUAAAGAGAUAAGAUUAUCGUAUUCCGGACUAUGAGAAAACCAAAAAAUCAAAUAUCAUAAAAUUGGUCCAGCCGUUCUCGAGUUAUAAAUGGUGUAACUAACACAACUUCCUUAUAUAUAUAUAUAUAUAUAUAUAGAUAAGUUACCUUUUUAUUAUUAAAUAUAUACAUUAUACAUGUUAUGGUGUGUCUAUACUACACGAGCAGGGCCUUAUUAAAAAAACGUGGAAAUGGCGAAAAAGUUUUGCACAUGCGUUAAAAUAUUACAAAGUUUAGACCAACCUCAACCACUGUAACAUUGCCUUAUAUAUUAAUAAAGUAUUUAAUAGAAAUUAAUUAUAAAAAUUCAAUUAGUCAUGUUUCUAGUUAGAUUUUUAAUCGCUGUUUAUUGAUAAAUUCUUAGAGAUGUAAUUUGAAUGAAAUAAAAAAAUAUUUUUGCAAUUUCAAAUAGCAGGCUUACACACCUUCAAGUCCACUGGCCAAUGUGUAAUAUCACAUAAUGACAAACGAUCCAAUUUACUCGAUGGCGUGUGUAGGCCCUUAUCGAUAGUUUUUUUAUUAAUAUUAUUGGGCAUAGGUCUAAGAAAUGUAAUCUGUAAUUAUUAAUGAAGUCGUUUUGCUUUAGAACUGUACAUUUUUACUGUGUAAUAGACGGCUGAUCGCGGCCAGUUGGCAAUAUUUCAUUUCAGUCUUAGUGCAAUAUUUCAUCAUCAUCAUCAUCAUCAUCAUCAUCCGUAGCCUAUUAACGUCCCACUGAUGGGCACAGGUCUGGUCUCUAAUAGAAGGCACGGUUUUAGAGCAUAGACCCACCACGCUGCUUCAAUGUCGGUUGGUGGGCUUCAACGACCAUUACCACAGUUAUGUGAUAAUAACUGGGACCGACAGCUUUACGUGCUCUCCGAGGCGCUGGGAGUACAAGAUUUGUUCGGUCGCAAUCGAAGAGUCGUUUUCGAGUAUGGAAAUACUUUAACAUCGGAGUAAAUUGGAUCUUAUUUGGAAAGAGUUAAAGCUCAAAUGAACCUACAAUUCUUAAGCUCCGGCUUUU
Molecule: messenger RNA, 7857 nt
Organism: Pararge aegeria (speckled wood butterfly)
Lineage: Eukaryota; Metazoa; Arthropoda; Insecta; Lepidoptera; Nymphalidae
Gene: c11.1
Product: maestro heat-like repeat-containing protein family member 1
Exons: 12
Coding region: 94-5040 (1648 amino acids)
Cellular component (GO): cytoplasm
Source: RefSeq, a predicted model, not a curated record